UUAGAAGUUAAAACUUCAAUCCCCAGAAUGCACAACGGUUUGCUUCCUCGAACAAAAAGCGGAAACAAAAGAAAUCAUACAUAUCUCAAAACUAAUUUUUGUGAGCUGAACCGAGAAACGGGCAUACAACUGACAGUGUCCAGUCGUUGCACCAUACAUCUAAAGCAGGGGGCUGACAUGGCUUUGAAAAGAAUACAGAAGGAGUUGCAUGACUUGCAAAGGGACCCUCCUGCUCAAUGCUCAGCCGGACCAGUUGGAGAGGACUUGUUUCAUUGGCAAGCCACCAUCAUGGGACCUACUGACAGCCCAUAUCAGGGAGGAGUGUUCUUCCUCACCAUUCACUUCCCCACAGACUAUCCCUUCAAACCACCAAAGGUAGCCUUCACAACGAAAAUCUAUCACCCAAACAUAAACAGUAAUGGUAGCAUCUGUCUGGACAUUCUGAGGUCACAGUGGUCCCCAGCACUUACAGUUUCGAAAGUUUUAUUGUCCAUAUGUUCUUUGCUAUGUGACCCAAACCCAGAUGACCCCCUAGUCCCAGACAUAGCACACAUCUACAAGCAGGACAAAGAAAAGUACAACAGAUUAGCAAGAGAUUGGACUCAAAAGUAUGCAAUGUAAAGGACUGAAGUUUGAGACAACGGAAAAAGAUUAAGCAAAUUCAUUUCCUGGACACUUCUGAAAACAAAGUACUGUUGCCACCCCUCAUCCACACUGGUUCAAGAAAGUGUUUUAUAUGGGAAGCACUUUCUGUGCCCAAAUUAACUGUUUUUAUGCUUUGAACUCAUUAUUUUCUUUGACAUUCCCAAUGUUAUAUAAAUUAUUGUUCAGUUAUUGCUGAGAUGGCCAUAAAGAUUUAAAAAUAUAUAUAUGUAUGAAUCCAGUCCCCAUCCCUCAUCUUAUAGAUAUUUUUUUUUCUUUCUUUUAGAUAUUUUUAUUGUAUAGUAUCAAGCUAUACUUAAUCUAUUUUUAUUAUUUUGCAUUAAAAAGUAAAACGAA
Salmo salar (Atlantic salmon) is the source of this 999-nucleotide messenger RNA. RefSeq names its product ubiquitin-conjugating enzyme E2 D4. The record is from RefSeq and is a predicted model, not a curated record. Lineage: Eukaryota; Metazoa; Chordata; Actinopteri; Salmoniformes; Salmonidae.